This is a messenger RNA of Diatraea saccharalis (sugarcane borer), 1307 nucleotides long. NCBI's taxonomy places the organism in Eukaryota, Metazoa, Arthropoda, Insecta, Lepidoptera, Crambidae. The record is from the annotation of a GenBank genome assembly.
GACUGACAGUUUAUAAACAGGUGAGGUUUUGUUUUAAUUUGAUUUGCACUAUUUUAUAUUACAAUAACUUCACUGAAUAUAUUUAAAUAAUCACAAUAAUGGGUCAAGGCAAAAGUCAAUUUACCGAAGAAGAAUUACAGGAUUAUGAGGAUCUUACAUACUUCACAAAAAAGGAGGUCUUGUUCGCACAUCAAAAGUUUAAGGCGUUAGCACCAGAAAAAGUCGGUCACAACAAAAACGCAAAGUUACCGAUGGCAAAGAUCCUUCAGUACCCCGAACUACGAGUAAAUCCUUUUAGAGAUCGAAUAUGUAAAGUGUUUAGCUCAAGCAAUGAUGGGGAUUGUACAUUUGAAGACUUUUUAGACAUGAUGUCCGUUUUCAGUGAAAUGGCUCCAAAAGCUGUAAAAGCUGAACAUGCUUUUAGAAUAUUUGAUUUUGAUGGAGAUGACAUGAUAGGUGUGUCAGAUCUUCGAGAAGUCAUUGAGAGACUCUGCGGCCCUGACCUUAAACUCAGUGAUUCUGAGAUCCAACAGCUUGUGCAGAAUGUACUAGAAGAGGCAGACUUGGAUGAUGAUGGAGCAUUAUCAUUUGCAGAAUUUGAACAUAUUAUUGACAAAAGUUCUGAUUUUUGCAACUCAUUCAGAAUAAGACUGUAAAUAAUAACAAACAUUCCAAUGUCUUGAUAGUCUUGGGAAAAUAGAAAAGGGAGGGUGCAAAUGCUGUCCUUGAUGUCAGAAGCUCAAAUAGUUCUGAAAUAAUGCAGUACAUAAAAACAAAAUUGUAUUUCAAUACAAAAGUUGUUAGAAAUUUCUGGCGAUAAUCAUCAUGAAAAAUAAAUACUUUUCUAUAUAACAUUUCUAUUAUGAUGAUGGCAAUCUUGAUUCACUUAUAUUAACAACAAAGCUAUUGUAUAUUGCUGUAAUCUUGUGAAUUUUAUAGGAACCAUUCAGUCCAAUAACAACUUUAUAGCUCACACUCACACAGGCUCAGUAGAUGAUAUUUUUUAUUGUACUUUACAUUUGAAAUUGUUGAAUCUUAUAAUGAUAAUCUCUUUUCUAAUGAAAUAUUAUAAACUAAGAAUUUUACACUUUUUAUCUUAAGUAUGUCUACUUAGUUGUUAAUCAAUUUAUUGUGUUGUUUAAGUAAUAAUGUCUUCCUUAAUUUAUAGUACUUGAAAUUAUAUUUACCCAUGACACUAUAUCUGUUGAUUAUCUCAUUUUGUACAUUUGUUUAAGAAUAGUUUAUAAUUAUUAAGACUUCAGAUUAAGUCUUUAUUAAUGAACUGCCAAAAAUAAAUUAUUGUGGUG